Molecule: messenger RNA, 393 nt
Organism: Lactuca saligna
Lineage: Eukaryota; Viridiplantae; Streptophyta; Magnoliopsida; Asterales; Asteraceae
Source: the annotation of a GenBank genome assembly
AUGCAUGAACACUGGUCUGCUGAUGCUCCUUGUUAUGAUACAAAGCCUCCAUUUUUGGAUGGGAGAGUUGUGUUUACCAAGCAAGCAGAACCGAUAAUGCCACUAAAGGAUCCAACUUCUGAUAUGGCUAUUAUUUCAAGAAAAGGUUUGAACCUUGUUAGAGAACUUCAUGAAAAACAAAUUGUUGGUGAAGUUGAUUUCAAGGAAGAAGCAAAGUUUGGCAAACACAUGAAAAAGGGUGAAGCAGUAAGUGAUUUUGCAAAGUCAAAAUCACUUUCACAACAACGUCGGUAUCUCCCCAUAUUUUAUAUUCAAGAUGAGUUAUUACAGGUAAAACGGGAGAAUCAAGUGGUGGUGGUUAUAGGUGAAACUGGUUCUGGAAAAAGAACAUAG